This is a messenger RNA of Cherax quadricarinatus, 699 nucleotides long. RefSeq names its product phospholipid-transporting ATPase VD. Gene Ontology annotation, biological process: phospholipid translocation. NCBI's taxonomy places the organism in Eukaryota, Metazoa, Arthropoda, Malacostraca, Decapoda, Parastacidae. Gene Ontology annotation, molecular function: ATPase-coupled intramembrane lipid carrier activity. Gene Ontology annotation, cellular component: plasma membrane. The record is from RefSeq and is a predicted model, not a curated record.
UGCCGCAGAUACCAAAACCAUGUAUAGUAAUGAACCAUAUAAGUUGUUUUUCGUUUAUGCGUAUACCUAUUAUAAAGUUUGAUAAAUUACACACAGUCGAGAAUUAGCACGUUUUCACUGAUAGGAAGCACUUCAGAUUCUCUUAGGCUUUGAAGACCUACCACCAUCACUACUUUUACACUUUGAGAUCAUUAAGCAAAAUUAAGAGUUAUUUUCAGGCCGUGGUAAACAGCGGAUAACUGAAACAUGGAUACCGGAUCCAUGGAUAUGGGGUCCCUAUUGUAUAAGUUUUUUGUUAAUUUCAGAGACGAGGUAGAUAUGUUAAGAAAAAGUGGAAGGAUGUACGUGUGGGAGAUAUCAUGCACCUGUCCUGCAAUGAGAUCAUCCCAGCUGACCUGGUAGUUCUCAACUCCUCGGACGAGUAUGGUAUCUGUUUCAUAGAGUCUUCCAACCUGGACGGGGAGAGCAAUCUUAAACAAAGGCAAAGUGUUAAAGGCCUUGCAGUGGAUGACAAGUUCGAGGUGAAAAAAUUCGAUUACAUGAUGGAAAUUGGUGCUCCUUCCACAAAGAUCUAUCAUUUCACUGGGUCAAUCCCACUGCAGUCUGGUGAACGUGUGCCUCUCACUAAAGACAACCUCUUACUCAGGGACUGCACUCUCAGGAACACAGAUUACAUCGAGGGCAUUGUUGUUUAUGCUG